CACACAUCGACGGGGCAGAGCCUAAGGCUCUGCGUUCACCGCACACGGUCGUUGCAAUUCCUCAAAGGGCUGGCCUUAUACUAAUAGACGGUAUGAUUGUGCCACGUAGGCUAAUCAUUAGGGUAUCACGAAAUUAAAGUAUUGAUUAAUGCUCCUUGGGUUUGGUGAAUAUUCAAAUGGCCAGCAUGAACGAAAGUAGAUCGUCUAUCUCGACAGAUGUCCCGCCGGGACACCGCCCGCCUGUGAGAACAGAUACAGAAAGGUCCGCUGUACACGGAACGGUGCGCAAUGCGUUUUGGCGCAUGCGAAACCUUCUCAGCUUAGAUGGAGGUGGUAUUCGAGGAUAUUGGACCUUGUUGGUCCUGGAGCGGCUCAUGAAAUCUAUCUUUCUUGAGGAACUCAAGCAAGCGGCCGUUGGCCAAACGGCGUUCCACAGUUUCAUGCCAGAAGCCUUUCCCGACAACGUCUCUCAGCUGGACGACGAUGAGACUGGGAAGAAGAAUCCGGGUAGAAUAUUUCUCCCUUGCCACUAUUUCGACUUCAUAUGUGGCACCAGUACUGGGGGGCUCAUAGCCAUCAUGCUGGGCAGGUUCCGCAUGACGGUAGAGGAUUGCUUGGACGAAUACAAAACAAUGAGCGACCGGAUCUUCGGCAAGCCGAGGUGGAUCUCGCAGCGUAAUAUGGGCAUGCCAUGGCCAAAGUACAGCUCCCGCAGUAUGGAAAAGGCCUUUCAAGAUGUCUCGCUUCGGCGCAGCGACAGUACUACCACGGGGAAACACCACUCCACUAUGCCAACAUUCCCAUCGACAGAAGGCAUCUGCCAAACGUUCGUCACCACGGAACGCACAACUAAGAACACGUCUGGUGUAGACACGAAGGACUUCUAUCUCAUCCGGUCCUACAGCCACGAAGAAAACACACGCCCAGUCCGGCCUCCGAACCCUGAUACAAGCCGCCGAAUGGUCACCCCUCCGAAGACGAAUUUUGGUCCGGCAGAGACAAUGGAGAUUCCUAAAGUAGCACGUGCUGUUACUGCGGCUCCUAUGUACUUCAAGCGACUCGAGUUCACUCACAAGAUCGGAACGCACGACCAGAAAUACUAUUUCACGGACGGUGGUUUCGGAAGGACAAAUAAUCCGACUGUGAUUGGACUGGACGAGAUCGAUUCGAUACCCGGCAAACACACAAUCGGAGCCAUCGUCAAUAUCGGUACAUCACGCGGUAACAAAGCCGAUCCUUCGCGCACGACGGCCCUGGGCAUCGUCAAAGCAUUGACCGACGAAGCUACAAACCCGGGUGACGUCGCAAAGGAGAUGGGAAGAUUGAAUCUGGAUAAAUACUGGCGCUUCAAUGACGACGGCGGCAUCAAUGUCGAACUCGACGAAUGGAGGCCUGCUGGGUUCUUCACCAAACGGAACUACCGCGGCACAAUCACCAUCGAUACUAUUGAACAUGCAUUCAAUAAGUGGGCUGCCGAGCAAGACAACGUAUAUUGGCUCGAUCACUGUGCGAGGGAGCUCGUUAAGAUAAGGAGGGGCAGGUGCAUUGAAGAGGAGAAGUCCCGAUGGGAGCAGUACGCACUUGCAGCGCACAGCUAUCGCUGCAAGCACGAGGACUGCUGCACCGAGCCGGCGUACACAUCUCGUCACCAGUUUGUGGAGCACUGGGAGAGGGUGCACGAGGAGUCUGAUGAUGGUGAUGACUACAAGGAGCCGCGUUUCAAGCAGUGGAUCUAUCAGCAGAAGGGACCCGAGCGCCGCAAGUGA
Messenger RNA from Didymella exigua CBS 183.55, 1766 nucleotides. RefSeq names its product FabD/lysophospholipase-like protein. The record is from RefSeq and is a predicted model, not a curated record. Lineage: Eukaryota; Fungi; Ascomycota; Dothideomycetes; Pleosporales; Didymellaceae. Bases 177 to 1766 code for a protein of 529 amino acids. Gene Ontology annotation, cellular component: membrane. The transcript is spliced from 4 exons. Gene Ontology annotation, biological process: arachidonate metabolic process.